Molecule: messenger RNA, 2164 nt
Organism: Cimex lectularius (bed bug)
Lineage: Eukaryota; Metazoa; Arthropoda; Insecta; Hemiptera; Cimicidae
Gene: Smyd4-2
Product: SET and MYND domain-containing protein 4
Exons: 7
Coding region: 111-2111 (666 amino acids)
Molecular function (GO): protein binding
Source: RefSeq, a predicted model, not a curated record
CAAAAAGGAAUUGUCAUUCUCUGCCCCCCGUUUCAGACCCUGGAAGAUGCGCUGGUACAGUGCCAGAGUUGGUCUAUUUUAGUCAUCCUCGCCCAUUCUAGCUCGAGACGAUGGCCGAUGAUCAGCUAGAAUGGCUUUGCUCCUCCGUCACCCUCCAAUCGGACAAAAGGGGCUUUUUCCAGGAGUUCGCGGAAAACGUCUCCUCAUCGGUCGACGAAGGAUGGCUCAGGGAUUUCGGCCUCCUCGCCAUCGACAAAGAACGGAUUCUACACUGCUAUCGCGACCCUAAGGUGAAACCGUUGGUCCGGUCGACCCUGGCCAACGUGCAGCGUAUAUUCAGAGGGAAGUGUGCCCCAUUCUCGAAGACGAAACGAGAGGAGGCGGACCAGUUUUACAAAAGGGGAAACAACGAGAGGGCAGUCACUCUGGCGAACCAGAGCGUGGCGAGGGCUCCUUACCCAGGUCUGGACAUGACGGUGGACGAUGGACUCUCGCUGCCACUGGCACUCUGGGUACGCGCACGUCCAUUCCACGCCUCCGGCAAAUACAGGCUGGCACUCAACGACGCCCAGCUCGCCGUCAAAAACCGACUCCCUGAGGAUUUAAAGUUGAACGCCUACGAGCUCAUCUCCGACUGCUUCCUCAGACUGGGACUAAAGAAGCAGGCCGAAAUCGCGCUUAGGAUAGUUGUCAACCUCGCCAUGAUCAGAGGUGACAAAGGGUCGGAGGAGAGGCACCAGGCGAUACUCGCGGACAUCGACGCCAACGUCAACCCUGUGGAGGAAUGGAUGGGCGGAGAGGAACUUCCGGAACUGCUGGAAGGAGAGAGUAGGGCGAUGCCCUACUUGUCCUCAUCCCUCAGCAUGAAGCGUUCUAUGGAGAAGGGCAGGUACAUGGUGGCCAACACAUCGAUCAAAACCGGUUCCACCCUCGCCGUCGAAGAGCCCUACUCUUCGGUCCUCAGGUUCGAGAAGAACGGCACCCACUGCCUCAACUGUUUCAAAAGGGUCGAGACCGUGAUACCGUGCCGAGACUGCAGCGGGGUAGCCUACUGCACGGAAGAAUGCCGGCUAUCGGGUGACCAGUAUCACAAAUGGGAGUGCCCGUUCACGGAGCUCAUGAUCGGCUCUGGCAUGUCCGUCCUGAGCCAGCUCUCACUGAGGAUGAUCACCCAGUCGAACGUGCUCUUCUUUAAAGACCUCGUGACCGCGAUACAGGACAACUUGGACCACCCUUACCUUCAAGUUUACAACAUGGAGACACACUGUAAAGAAAGACAGCCUAAGGAUUUCCUCUAUAGAACACUCAUGGCGCUCUUCCUUCUCGAGAUACUCAGGAACUCUGGUUAUUUCAAACAACAUGGCUCACAAAACCCAGACGAGCUGUCCGAUAUGGAGGUCAUGGUUGGCUGCCUGCUUUUAAGGCAGUUACAGCUGACUCAGUACAACGUACACGAGAUUUAUGAGACUUACGUCAAACCCGAGGGUAAACCGUGGACUUUGAAGGAUUCCAAGGCGCAUUACAUUGGUGUCGGGUUGUACCCGUCUUCUUCUAUGUUCAACCACGGCUGCAAUCCGACCAUGGCGAGGUAUUUUAUAGGAAAGAACCUUGUACUGAGGGCUGAGAGGCCUUUGGCGCGAGGAGAAGAGGUGACGGAAAACUACGGCGUCUCUUGUACUUUAAAAGCUUUCGAGGAGAGGAAGAAGACCCUGAAGGCUCGAUACAGGUUCGACUGCUUGUGCAUCGCCUGCAGGGAAAACUGGCCCAAACUGGCCGAUUUGGAUGAAGCUAGAUUAAUAAUCAAGUGUUCGAGGACCCCAUGCGUCGGUGUCUUUGAAUACAAGGAGGUGGUUGAGAGAUGGAACUGCCCGGUUUGUAAGCAGAAAAACGAUGUCCAACCGCAGCUGGCUAGGUGUGGGAGGUUCAAGGAGGAGUUUGAAAAAGCCCAAGGUUUGGUUGAAAGCUUGAAACUCGACGAGGCUGUUCGGACCCUGUGCACCUUGAUAGAUUCAGCUUCGGAGGUCGUCGCUCAGCCGAACAAGUUCCUCUACACCGCCAUGGAAUCCCUUCGUACGUGCUGGGCUUGCUCACAUAAUUUUCACCUACUUUGAUUUAUUUUUUCCAUUAUUGUCAUUACUAAAUAAAACUGUUUUAUCGAAGCGUA